AUGUCUUCAGACGAGCUUCAACUUCGGGCAAUCAAGGAGGCGGUGCUGAAGCGGACGACAACCACCACUGAAGUUUCUUCAGCAAAUGAAACUUCCACUUCAGAAGGUGGAUCUGUUGCUUCGGAAAAAGCUGUGAUCAACGUCCCCGAACAGGCAGACAGGACGCUGCUGAAGACCGAGGUGGCCGGCUACGACUUCAACCGGGGCAUCAACUACUCGGAGCUGCUGAAGAGCUUCCUCACCUCUGGUUUCCAGGCGACCAACUUUGGCCUGGCCGUCGAGCAGAUUGAGCAAAUGCUUAAAGAACGUUCAGAGCCCUUUGAGGCGGACGACUUUGAGGAGGACCUCUUCAUUCAACGGCGGACCGGCUGUACCAUCUUCCUCGGCUACACCUCAAAUAUGAUCAGCAGCGGAAUUCGAGACACCAUUCGCUUUCUGGUGCAGCAUAACAUGGUGGACGUCCUCGUAACUACCGCCGGCGGCAUCGAGGAGGACAUCAUCAAGUGCCUGGCGCCGACCUACAUCGGCGCCUUUCACCUCUCGGGAGCGGCCCUGCGCGCCUCAGGCAUCAACCGCAUCGGCAACCUCCUCGUGCCCAAUGACAACUACUGCAAGUUCGAGGACUGGAUCGUGCCCAUACUGGACGCGAUGCUCGCCGAGCAGAAGCGCAACCCAAACCUCACCUGGACGCCCUCAAAGCUGAUCGCCCGGCUCGGCGAGGAGAUCGGCAACGAGCAGUCAGUCCUCUACUGGGCCGCCCGAAAUCACAUUCCCGUCUUCUGUCCGGCGCUGACCGACGGCUCUCUGGGCGACAUGAUCUACAUGCACGGCUUUCGCAGUCCCGGCCUGGUGGUGGACAUUGCGGCGGACAUUCGCCGGCUCAAUUCGGUGGCCGUGCGGGCGCGAAAAUCGGGCAUGAUCAUCCUCGGAGGAGGCGUGGUGAAGCACCACAUUGCGAACGCGAACUUGAUGAGAAACGGCGCCGACUACGCCGUCUUCGUCAACACCGGCCAGGAGUUUGACGGCUCCGAUUCGGGCGCCCGACCGGAUGAGGCGGUCAGCUGGGGGAAGAUCCGGUUGGGCGCCAGUCCGGUGAAGCUGUACGCCGACGCGACGCUGGUCUUUCCGCUGCUGGUGGCGGAGACCUUUGCGAAGCACCACCACUACAG
This is a messenger RNA of Rhagoletis zephyria (snowberry fruit fly), 1169 nucleotides long. The record is from RefSeq and is a predicted model, not a curated record. Lineage: Eukaryota; Metazoa; Arthropoda; Insecta; Diptera; Tephritidae.